Molecule: messenger RNA, 3071 nt
Organism: Pipra filicauda (Wire-tailed manakin)
Lineage: Eukaryota; Metazoa; Chordata; Aves; Passeriformes; Pipridae
Gene: TUBB3
Product: tubulin beta 3 class III
Exons: 6
Coding region: 1-2844 (947 amino acids)
Biological process (GO): G protein-coupled receptor signaling pathway; axon guidance; mitotic cell cycle
Cellular component (GO): membrane; microtubule; cytoplasm
Molecular function (GO): G protein-coupled receptor activity; GTPase activity; structural constituent of cytoskeleton
Source: RefSeq, a predicted model, not a curated record
AUGUCGACACUGGCCCCCCUGCGUCUGCUGCGCGAGCCCUGGAACGCCAGUGAGGGCAACCAGAGCAACACCACAGUCGGAGCCAGCAGCGGCUGGUGCCAGGGGCUGGACAUUCCCAAUGAGCUGUUUCUGGCACUUGGGCUGGUGAGCCUGGUGGAGAACCUGCUGGUAGUGGCCGCCAUCCUGAAGAACAGAAACCUGCACUCACCCACCUACUACUUCAUCUGCUGCCUGGCGGUGUCUGACAUGCUGGUGAGCAUCAGCAACCUGGCGGAGAUGCUCUUCAUGCUGCUGCUGGAGCACGGGGUGCUGGUGAUGCGCCCCAGCAUUGUCCGCCACAUGGACAACGUCAUCGACAUGCUCAUCUGCAGCUCUGUUGUGUCCUCCCUCUCCUUCCUGGGGGUCAUCGCUGUCGACCGCUACAUCACCAUCUUCUACGCCCUGCGCUACCACAGCAUCAUGACGCUGCAGAGGGCCGUGGUGACUAUGGCCAGCAUCUGGCUGGCCAGCACCGUCUCCAGCACCGUCCUCAUCACCUACUACCACAGCAACACCAUCCUCCUCUGCCUCAUCAGCUUCUUCCUCUUCAUGCUGAUCCUCAUGCUGGUGCUCUACAUACACAUGUUUGCCCUGGCCCGCCACCACCUCCACAGCAUCUCCAGCCAGCAGAAGCCUCCCACUGCCCACCACAGUGGCAGCCUGAAGGGUGCUGUCACCCUCACCAUCCUCCUGGGGGUCUUCUUCAUCUGCUGGGGGCCCUUCUUCUUCCACCUCAUCCUUAUUGUCAUCUGCCCCACCAACCCCUUCUGCACCUGCUUCUUCAGCUACUUCAACCUCUUUCUCAUCCUCAUCAUCUGUAACUCGGUGAUUGAUCCCCUCAUCUAUGCCUUCAGGAGCCAAGAGCUCCGACGGACGCUGCGGGAGGUGGUGACGUGCUCCUGUUGCUCCCAGUGGGGACCGGCUGGGACCGGGAGGAACCGGCAGGGCGGCGGGAGGCUGGUUUCCACGCGGGGGGCGGCCCUGGCCGCCCCCGGACAAAGGGCCCAUCCCUGUCGUCUUUGUUCUCGGGCCGCGCCCGCCGCCGCCCACCCCGGCACCGGCACCGGCACCGGCCCUGUCCCCGAUGCCGCGGGGGCUCCCGGCGACCCGACCACCCGGGGGGUGCCCCCUGGCCGUGCCCCCCGCGGCUGCCGGGGCUCCCCGCUCCGCCGCGGCGUGGCGUGGCCGUGGGCGUGGCCGUGGGCGUGGCCGUGCGGGGCGGCCCGGGCGGUGCCGGUGCCGCAGGGCUGUUGCAGCGCUGCGGCGGCGGCCGCUGAUUGGCUGCGGGCGGCGGUGACGUCAGCGGCCGGCUCGGUGCGGCGGCGGGCGCCUAUAAAGGCGGUGGCGGCGGCGGGUCCGCCCCCCGCGCUCCCGGUGCCGCUCUGCUCCGGUGCCGCUCCGCUCCCGGCCCCUGCCCGCUCCCGUCCCGCUCCGCUCCGGCCCGGCCGCACCAUGAGGGAGAUCGUCCACAUCCAGGCGGGGCAAUGCGGCAACCAGAUCGGCGCCAAGUUCUGGGAGGUGAUCAGCGAUGAACAUGGCAUCGACCCCAGUGGCAACUACGUGGGGGACUCGGACCUGCAGCUCGAGCGCAUCAGCGUCUACUACAAUGAGGCCUCUUCUCACAAGUAUGUGCCUCGUGCCAUCCUGGUGGACCUGGAGCCAGGGACAAUGGACAGCGUGCGCUCAGGCGCCUUCGGCCACCUCUUCCGCCCGGACAACUUCAUCUUUGGGCAGAGCGGUGCCGGGAACAACUGGGCAAAGGGGCACUACACGGAGGGGGCCGAGCUGGUGGACUCCGUGCUGGACGUGGUGCGGAAGGAGUGCGAGAACUGCGACUGCCUGCAGGGCUUUCAGCUGACCCACUCGCUGGGUGGGGGCACAGGCUCGGGCAUGGGCACCCUGCUCAUCAGUAAGGUGCGGGAGGAGUACCCCGACCGCAUCAUGAACACCUUCAGCGUGGUGCCGUCCCCCAAGGUGUCGGACACGGUGGUGGAGCCCUACAAUGCCACGCUCUCCAUCCACCAGCUAGUGGAGAACACGGAUGAGACCUACUGCAUCGACAAUGAGGCGCUCUACGACAUCUGCUUCCGCACCCUCAAACUGGCCACCCCCACCUACGGUGACCUAAACCACCUCGUUUCAGCUACCAUGAGCGGUGUCACCACCUCCCUGCGCUUCCCUGGCCAGCUCAACGCUGACCUCCGCAAGCUGGCUGUCAACAUGGUGCCCUUCCCGCGUCUCCACUUCUUCAUGCCGGGCUUCGCCCCUCUGACAGCACGCGGCAGCCAGCAGUACCGUGCCCUCACCGUGCCUGAGCUCACCCAGCAGAUGUUCGAUGCCAAGAACAUGAUGGCUGCUUGCGACCCCCGCCAUGGCCGCUACCUCACCGUGGCCACUGUCUUCCGUGGCCGCAUGUCCAUGAAGGAGGUGGACGAGCAGAUGUUGGCCAUCCAGAGCAAGAACAGCUCCUACUUUGUAGAGUGGAUCCCCAACAAUGUCAAGGUGGCUGUGUGCGACAUCCCACCGCGGGGGCUGAAGAUGUCCUCCACCUUCAUCGGGAACAGCACAGCCAUCCAGGAGCUCUUCAAGCGCAUCUCAGAGCAAUUCACAGCCAUGUUCCGCCGCAAAGCCUUCCUACACUGGUACACAGGUGAGGGCAUGGACGAGAUGGAGUUCACCGAGGCCGAGAGCAACAUGAAUGACCUGGUGUCUGAGUACCAGCAGUACCAGGAUGCCACAGCUGAGGAGGAGGGCGAGAUGUAUGAGGACGACGAGGAGGAGUCGGAGGCACAGGGUGCCAAGUGAUGCCUGAUGCCACCCCCCGACGCUGCCCGCGGCCCCCCUGGCUUCGCGCUGCUGCACCCCCCGGGUGGUGCCCCCCCUGCCGUCCCCUCAGUGUGUCCUGCCCCCCUGCCCCCCUGAGCCAGCUCGGCUCCCCACCCCUCCGUCCCACCUCCCCCCCUUUUCGUUUUUUACUGGUUCGUGUCUAUUAUUUUUUUUGAAUACUUAAUAAAUUUAUUGCUGUCCAGGUA